GCGCGCGGGGCGGUUGGCCGCGCCUGGGCGGCGGCCGUUGGAAGUCUCCGGCCCACCAGGGGAGGUCGGGCGUCCGGCUGGGCCGCGGCCACCAUGACCAAGGACUCGCCCAGCCCCUCGGGCGGCGGCCGCGCGUCGCCCAAGAAGCAGGGCAGCCCUGGCCCGGCGGCGGCGGUGCUGGAGGAACAGAGACGAGAGUUGGAGAAGCUGCGGGCCGAACUAGAGGCAGAGCGGGCGCGCGGGCGGGCCGAACGACAGAGCUUCGCCGCCCAGGCGCGCCAGCUGCGGGGGCUGGUGAACCGCGCCUACUGCGGCCGCGCGGGGGCACCCGAGGUCUCCGCAACGCAGUGCCGCUGUCGCCUGCAAGAAGUAUUGGCACAGCUGCGCUGGGAGACGGACGGCGAGCAGGCUGCGCGCAUCCGCCACCUGCAGGCGUCGCUCGACGUGGAACGCCAGCUCUUCCUUAAGUACAUCCUGGAGCACUUUCGCUGGCACCCCUCUUUGUGCAGGCCCCCGGGCCUCCAGGCCUCGCGUUCCUCCGAAGAACAGCUCCCAGAGAUCGCGAGGAGAGCUCGCCGCACCUCAAAGGCCGCUUGUCGACUCGGAUCCCUCGAUAGUCUGAGCACAGACGUCCUCAUCCGCUCCCGCUCCCUAGACCUGGUGCCUCUGGCAUGCUCCAGCCCCCCAGAUGGCCUGUUCCCCACGCGCGCCAGCUCUCUCGAUUCCUUGGCACCAAUGCGUUCCCGCUCGCUUGACAGCACCCUGAGUCGCCCUAAGGCCUCUGAAUCCGAGGAGCGGACCUCUGAAUCCGAGGAGCAGGCCUCCUCUCCAGAUGCCUCCUUCCCGGGCUCCUUGAGUCCCCCGCCACCGCAGCCGCCGCUACCACCUCUACCUUCGGCACACACGAAAUCCAACCCGCGGGAAGGAGAAGGCUCCGGGAGCCAGCUCUGCGAAGCCCUGACUCCCUCGCAACCACAGCCGCACCCGGACUACCACCGGCUGGUGAAGCAGAGCUCAGAGCUGGCCGAGGCGUUGCAGGUGCUGGCGCAUCGCUACUCUGCCCUGCGCGAGGAGAACUCGCAGCUGCGGCGCGCAAGCUUCACGGACGAGGCGGACGAGAAAGUGAAGCGGCUUAAGGUGAAGCACGCCGAGCUGACCGGCCUUGCUCGGCGCCUGGAGGACCGGGCCCGUAAGCUGCAAGAGACCAACCUGCGGACCUUGAGCGCCCCUGUGCCUGGCGAGAACAGCGCGGGCCUGGAGCUGUGCCAGGCCUUUGCCCGCCAGCGCGCUCGGGACCUGUCGGAACAAGCCAGCGUGUUGCUGGCCAAGGACAAGCAGAUCGAAGAGCUCCGGCAGGAGUGCCACCUACUGCAGGUGCGCGUCGCCUCCGGCCUCAGCGGUGCUCCACAUCCUGGAGGAAGCGCACCCUGCACCCAAUGGCUCAACAUCAGCGACUUGGACCGGCUGCAGCGAGAGUCUCAGUGGGAGGUGCUGCGCCUACAAAGGCAGUUGACCCUGCAACAAGUCAAGGGCGCCACCCAGGCAGAGGCAUCUGUCCAGAGCUCACCGUGCGGUGAGGCGCGAUGCCAGGUGCACGCGCUGGAGCGCGAGCUGGGCGCGCGACAGCGCGAGUGCGAGGAGCUGGGCGCGCAGGCCGUGGCGGCGCGGCGGCGCGGCGAAGAGGCCGAGGCGGAGUUGCAGGAGGCGCUGCGCAAGGGCGCCUGGCUGGCGGACGAGAACGCGCGGCUGCAAGCCUACGCCGACUGGGUGCGGAAGGUGGUGGAGGAGACCAGCGACGUGCGCGGGCAGCUGGACCGCGCGUGCCAGGAGCGCGACGCUGCAGGCCUCCUAGCAGAGCAGCUGCUGCGNCAGGCGGCAGGGGGGCAGGACAGGCAGCAGCAGCUGCAGCACGACCUGCAGGAGGCCCUGAACGACCUCCAGGCAGCCCGGAAGGAGAUUCAGGUACUGCAGUGUCAGCCUGGCCACCCUGGGGAGCAUUCCCGAGAAGCCACCCAACCUCUGGAGUCCCAAGCCAGGGACAGCGGAAUCCUGAAGUUCCCGCAAGGGCCUGAAGAUCAUGCAUGGCUCAGCAGAGAGAAACAGGGGCAAAGGGAAGCCUCCCCUACAGAGGGACCAGUGGCUGCUGGGGAACCAGAUAGUGCUCCCCAAGUCUCAGACAGAGUCCCUCCUGGCCAGUCUCUGGACUCCAGAUCCCAGACCAAGAAAAGCAGCUCCCAGUCGAACUCCUCCUCGGAAGUAGAGUCCAUGUGGGCCACCGUGCCAUCCUGUCCUACCCUGGACAUGGACACAGCCAGUGAAGUGGAUGACUUGGAGCCCGAUAGUACGUCCCCAGCCCUGGCAGUGGGAGGAUCUGAGGCCCCUGCAGCCCCCAAGCCCAAGAUCUUCCUGGCUCGGUAUAGCUAUAACCCAUUUGAGGGGCCCAAUGAGCACCCUGAGGGUGAGCUGCCCCUCACGGCAGGGGACUAUGUGUUUAUCUUUGGGGACAUGGACGAGGAUGGCUUCUAUGAUGGGGAGCUGGAGGAUGGCCGGCGGGGGCUGGUGCCAUCCAAUUUGGUGGAGCAGAUUCCAGACAGCGACCUCCAGAGCUGCCUGCCCCCCAAGUUCCCUGACCGUAGCUCCAGUAGAGUCCAAGCAGGGCAGAGCGAAGCUGCAAAAGAAGACCGUUUGUCACCCAAUCAAGUCCAGGGAGAGGUGGACAGAGGGCCAUGCCAGACGGGAAGGGUGAGUUCCGACUCCGAAGUGGCAACAGAGGUAUUAGAGAAUGAAAAGAAAGCUUGCCGAUGGGGCUCGCUGCAGAAGACAGAGGAGGAUCAGGACUUCUCCAGGCCCCUUUUAGGGGCCCAGGGGGUCCUCUGUGGGACCCCCAUGCAACUCUACCUGCAGAACGUCACGGCCACAGCAGCGGAGAUUACUUGGGUCAACAGCAGCAGCUGCCAUCCCCAUGUGGUGUACCUUGAUGACCAGGAGCGUGCCCUGACCCCCGUGGGUGUGAGCUGCUACACCUUCCACGGCCUACACCCUGGCACGCAAUACCAGGCACGGGCGGAGGUGCGGCUGCCAUGGGACUUGCUGCGGGCACGCUGGGGGACAAUGUCUUCCACCGUCACCUUCGACACGCCUCUGGCAGGACCCCCGCACCCUCCACUGGACGUGCUGGUAGAACACCACACCUCGCCGGGCCUCCUGGUGGUCAGCUGGCUCCCCGUGACCAUCGACUCAGCUGGGUCCUCCAAUGGGGUCCAGGUCACUGGCUACGCCGUGUAUGCCGACGGCCUCAAGGUCGCGGAGGUGGCCGAGGCCACUGCUGGGAGCACCCUGUUGGAAUUCUCCAAGUUGCAAGUGCCCCUGACGUGCCAGAAGAUCUCAGUGAGAACCAUGUCACCCCAUGGCGAGUCUCUGGAUUCGGUACCGGCUCAGGUUCCCGAGGACGGCGCCCGCUGUCAUAGACUUCCAGAGACCCUUUCCUUUAGCUAUACCUGCGGUGACCCGUCCACCUGCAGUGUCCCCUUCCCCGUCUGUCCUCAGAAGCUGGCACUGGUUCCUCUGAGCACCAAGGCCAGUCCCCAUACCCCCGGAAACUGCGGGGAGCCCCAGGCCAAAUUCCUAGAAGCAUUCCAGGAAGAACCCCCAAGAAGGCAGUUCCCAGUGUCCAACCUAAGCUCAGAAGGAAAAUGUCCAAAUGCAGGGUUGGGCGGCCAGGCCCAAGAAGGCCCCACAGAGACCCCGGAGGGGUACGGAAAAGACCUCUUCUUUGAGAAGAGUACCCAGAACCACAGGGGCCAGUCUAGGAGCGAAGAAAGCCAGCGCGUGGGCACCAGCAAAAGCCCUGCUCCGGGGUCUGGCCUCCUGUCCUCUGAGCGUGGGCCCAGGAAAGACCCUUGUCAGGAAAAGGCUGCCCUUGAGAAGACCCUAAGGCCAAAGCAAGAUACCCAACUGUUCACAGCGUCCCAUCUGGGCCCCAGCCAACAAUUCGUGUCUGACUUCCAUCACAUCUCAGAGGAGGAGGUGGCCAUGGGCUCAGGCCCAUGGAGCACGGAGAGGCAAGGGCAGAGAAAACAGCUCAGGCCCCAGAGCGGGUGUGGGCAGGCUCCAGGAGGCAGAAAAGAACGCCAGCUCCACAAGCCCAGCUCCGCGCUGUGUCUAGCCCCGUCCAGCAACGUCAGUACGACGUCCAGGGCCGGCUCCCCGCAGCUGGCGGUGGGGGCCAACGCUUCGUCCAGGGUCUUUGUGGCCCUCUUAGAUUAUAACCCUCUGGUGAUGUCUGCCAACCCCAAGGCUGCAGAGGAGGAGCUGACCUUCCAGAAGGGGCAGUUGCUAAGCGUGUGGGGCUCUCAGGAUGCCCGCGGCUUCUACCACGGCGAGUGCAACGGGAGGGUGGGCACCAUCCCUGGGCACCUGGUGGCCGAGAUGGCCGUAGGCACAGAGCAAACUGAUGGGGGGUGGCCUUCGCUGGUGGAAAGGCAUGUGCCCUCUGUGGCCCACCUCAAGGACUUUGGGGGGCUCGCCAGCUGCCAGAGCCCCUUCUCCACGCCCCAAGGGCAGUCUAGAACGCCCCGUUUAUGGGCUCCGAAGACCAUGAUGGCUGCUCUGGACUAUGAUCCCAGAGAUGGGCAAGUAGGAGGCCGGGCAAAGGGCAAGCUGGCACUGAGGGCAGGGGACGUGGUCACUGUCUACGGGCCCGUGGAUGACAAAGGGUUCUAUUACGGCGAGUCAGGCGGCCACAGGGGCCUGGUCCCAGCCCACCUGCUGGAUCACGUGCCCCUCCAUGAAGAAUGAGCAAGACUCACUCUCAGGGGACUGGCCUCUGGCCACCCACGCCCCACUGGGGGAGAAGCAAGUAAUGUGGGCCCUCCCACCAGCACCCCUCCUCACUACCAUAAGCAGCAUUUACUCCAAGCGCCAUUGCAUUAACCCAAUGGCAGCCCCCAAGUAUCUCCCAGCCUCUGACAAAACAGGGCUUAAGUCUGAGCUGUUUCCAAAAAGAAAAUAAAACUAGCCAAGCCCUCCCCUCCCCGCCAGAGUCUGACAGGCUGUUUCAAAGGCGUCAAUCAGGGAAAGGUAUUUGGAGAAGAGCCUUUUUCUGUGAUCAACGUGUGUUUCCUUUAGUAGUUUAUUAUUCAAGAAAAGUCUGCAUCUUAAACAAACAAAUAAAUAAAAACAAAAUGCAA
Tupaia belangeri chinensis (Chinese tree shrew) is the source of this 5189-nucleotide messenger RNA. Its product is annotated as RIMS-binding protein 3A. Gene Ontology annotation, cellular component: nucleus; manchette. NCBI's taxonomy places the organism in Eukaryota, Metazoa, Chordata, Mammalia, Scandentia, Tupaiidae. The transcript has 3 exons. Gene Ontology annotation, biological process: fertilization; spermatid development. Gene Ontology annotation, molecular function: benzodiazepine receptor binding. The record is from RefSeq and is a predicted model, not a curated record. Bases 94 to 4797 code for a protein of 1567 amino acids.